Alternaria alternata is the source of this 2106-nucleotide messenger RNA. RefSeq names its product Phosphodiest-domain-containing protein. The record is from RefSeq and is a predicted model, not a curated record. The coding region runs from base 1 to 2106 and encodes 701 amino acids. Lineage: Eukaryota; Fungi; Ascomycota; Dothideomycetes; Pleosporales; Pleosporaceae. Gene Ontology annotation, molecular function: nucleoside triphosphate diphosphatase activity; ribonucleoside triphosphate phosphatase activity. Gene Ontology annotation, biological process: nucleoside triphosphate metabolic process. The transcript has 2 exons.
AUGUCUUCGCAACCGCAACCGCACAACGAAUCGCACAGGGUCGCUAGCUCCGACGCAGGCACCGACGACCGCACCCUCUACGACCACACCUCCGACGACGAAGCCUACGACGGCCGGCCGUCCGGCGACCUUGACGAGCGCGACCGCGAUAUCUUGGACUCGGAGGAUGAGCGCGAGAGACUUCUUACGCGCGAAGAUGGUGGGAAGGGUAUCCUAGGGCGUAAAGGCUCUGGGGUCAAGGUUGGCAAAUGGGACAAGAAGAGCGACACCAAGGGGCGCAGGAAAAGCGGCAACGAAGAAGCAAGUGCGCUCAUGUACGAGAUGGAAGAGGGUAUUGGCGCUUCGAGUACCAGUUUCCGCCUAUACCGACGCAUGGCCAUCUACGUAUCCAUCAUCGUUCUCUUCGUCGUCCUUCUCGCAGCUACGUACAAUCUCUCCACCCCAAAAGACGUCAAGGGCGCAGUAACCCUGGUAUCAAACGGCACCUCGCUCUUCGCCCCGACCACGAUUCUCAUUUCCCUCGACGGCUUCCGCGCCGACUUUCUGUUCAGAAAUCUAACACCCACGCUGAACCAAUUCGUCCAAGAAGGCAUCUCGCCAAAGUACAUGAUGCCCAGCUUCCCCAGCGUCACGUUCCCAAACCACUACACAAUGGCCACGGGCAUGUACCCCGAAGCACACGGCGUGGUAGGAAACACGUUCUGGGACCCCGAACUACAGCAAGAGUUCUACUACACAGACCCAGACCGCAGCCUGCAAGCGCACUGGUGGGGCGGCGAACCCCUCUGGGUGACGGCCGAGAAACAAGGUGUACGGACGGCGGUGCACAUGUGGCCCGGUUCUGAAGCCAAGAUCCUGCAUCAGGAGAUUGCUUACGUUGACAAGUACAACGGCUCCGAAGUGCUUGCUAGCAAGGUCGACCGCAUCAUGUCGCUCCUCGACACCCCUGGCCCCAGAGACGUGGGCGCCAAAGCAAAUGCGCCCAGGCCCCAGCUCAUCGCAGCGUACGUCCCCGACGUCGACGGCGACGGUCACCGCUACGGCCCCAACAGCACCGAGAUCCGCAAAACGAUUGCAAGCGCCGAUGCCAUGGUGGGAGGUAUCCUGUCUGGUCUGCAAGCACGCAACCUGACCAACAUUGUAAACGUCAUCGUCGUGAGCGACCACGGCAUGGCUACCACGGACGUGACGAGAUUGAUUCAACUGGAAGACUUGGUCGAUCCAAAGGAACUCGAACAUACGGAUGGCUGGCCGCUCUACGGUUUACGCCCUAGAGAUCCGGAUUCUCUACACCGGCUUUACAACCAGAUCAAACAACGCACAAAGGAGAAUCCUAACGUGGACGUUUACUUGCGAGACGAGGAUAUGCCGGAGCGGUACCACUUUAGUCGCAACAAGCGGAUCGCGCCUCUCUGGAUCGUGCCCAAAACCGGUUGGGCGAUUGUCACAAGGGACGAAUUCGACGUCGAAGCGGGCAAGAAGAAGGGCCAAGUAUACCAUCCGAGGGGUCUGCACGGAUAUGAUUUUGAACACCCGUUGAUGAGAGCCGUGUUUAUUGCUCGGGGGCCGGCUUUCCCGCACAUGCCCGGCAGCAGAAUGCAACCGUUUCAGAAUAUCGAACUGUACAAUAUCGUUUGCGAUACGCUGGGUCUCACGCCCGCCCCGAAUAAUGGGACGUUGCGCCUGCCGUUGAAACCAGUUGGGUUGCACGACGACGACGAGGAUGCGCCCGGGAAUGAGAAUCACACGCCCGAGGACCCCGUUCCUGCUUACACUAUUCCUUCUUCGUCUUCGUCGACAGAUCUCGCGUCCAUGGAUUUGAACUCCUUAUCCUCCAUCGCAGCAUCCGCGUCCGGAAUGGAAGAUACCUCUCCUUCGCUUCACGACCCAGUAGUACCGGCCCGGCCCACUCCGGCGGAUGGAAGUAAAGACGAACUCAAGAAUAAGGAAGGCGAUAAGGAAGCGAGCGAGGGGGCGGAGAAGGAAAAGGAGAGUUGGUGGGAGUGGUUGACGCACAAAGCUGAUGGGGUCAAGGAUUGGGUGGAUGGCUUCGUUCAUGAUCAUGUUCCAGGGGGGGAGGAGGGGCAGGGGAAGAAGGGUGGGUGA